Molecule: messenger RNA, 960 nt
Organism: Oldenlandia corymbosa var. corymbosa
Lineage: Eukaryota; Viridiplantae; Streptophyta; Magnoliopsida; Gentianales; Rubiaceae
Source: the annotation of a GenBank genome assembly
AUGUACUUCUUCUUCGUGUGGACUGUGGCUUUCGUCUUUCCAUCAUCCUCAAUUUCUAACCCCAAGAGUUUCGCGUCAUCAAUGAUCCCAGGAAUCUGCCGCAACCCCGCCAGAUCAUGGAAUCCAUCACCUCUUCCAAACCACGCGGAAUUCACCCCAGAUUGGACUGCAAAGACAACCAUAAUUCCGAUAUGUUGCCACGCUUCUUCUAACGAUCAGCAGUCUUCUUCACCCGGCAGAAUCAGACGUCUGGUACUAACUCCCGAAGGCAGAACCAAACUCAACCCCAAACCCGACCGCGAUUUCUAUGCCUACCCACGUUUCGUAACUCAUGUGGAUAAUUAUUUCAUCUCCACCUUGACCAAUCUUUACAGGGAAAAGUUGAGGCCCGAAAUGGAGAUUCUUGAUCUCAUGAGUUCAUGGGUUAGCCAUUUACCCCCAGAAGUCAAGUACAAGAAGGUAGUCGGCCACGGGCUCAAUGCUCAAGAGCUUGCCAGGAACCCCAAGCUGGAUCAUUUCUUCGUCAAGGACCUUAAUCAGGACCAGGAGUUUCAAUUCGAGGAUUGCAGUUUCGAUGCUGUGAUAUGCACAGUCAGCGUCCAGUAUCUGCAGCAGCCAGAGAAGAUCUUUGCAGAGGUGUUUAGGGUUCUCCGCCCAGGAGGUGUUUUCAUUGUUAGCUUCAGCAACAGGCUAUUCUAUGAGAAGGCUAUUACUGCCUGGAGAGAUGGGACUGACUACAGUCGAGUUCAACUCGUUAAGCAAUAUUUCCAGUGCGUGGAAGGAUUCACAGAGCCUGAAGUUAUCCGCAAGUUACAGGCAGCUGAUGAGACUUUAACAGGGAAGGGGAAGGAAUCGAAAUCGCCUUUCAGUUGGAUCUUGAACUUGGUGGGAUCCUUUUCACCGUCAGAUCCCUUCUAUGCAGUUUUAGCUUACAGGAAUUUCAAGCCAGUAUAUGAAUGA